CGUGACCCCGAGUCUCACCCCGAGCGGCGCGGCGGCCAUGGCGGGAAGGGAGCCCCGCGGGUGCGGCUCCCCGCCGCCGCCCCACAGCGACUGGGGCCGCCUGGAGGCGGCCAUCCUCAGCGGCUGGAGGAGCUUCUGGCAGUCGGUGGGCAAGGACCGCGCGGCGCCCCGCGCCUCCCGCGAGGAGGCAGAGGCGGGGCCCGGCACCCUGGCGCGGCUGCCGAUUGACGUGCAGCUCUAUAUUUUGUCAUUUCUCUCACCUCACGAUCUGUGUCAGUUGGGAAGUACAAGUCACUACUGGAACGAGACUGUUCGAGACCCGAUUCUGUGGAGGUAUUUUCUGCUGCGGGACCUUCCUUCGUGGUCUUCCGUGGACUGGAAGUCUCUCCCCGACCUGGACAUCUUAAAAAAGCCUGUAUCUGAAGUCACAGGUGGUGCAUUUUUUGACUACAUGGCAGUCUACAAAAUGUGCUGUCCGUAUACAAGAAGAUCCUCGAAAGCUUGCCGUCCUAUGUAUGGAGCAGUGACCUCAUUUUUCCACUCAUUGAUUAUUCAGAAUGAACCCCGAUUUGCUAUGUUUGGACCAGGUUUGGAAGAACUGAAUACAUCUUUGGUGUUGAGCUUGAUGUCUUCUGAGGAACUUUGCCCAACAGCUGGUUUGCCUCAGAGGCAAAUUGAUGGUAUUGGAUCAGGGGUCAAUUUUCAGUUGAGCAACCAACAUAAGUUCAACAUCCUGAUAUUAUAUUCAACUACCAGAAAGGAAAGAGAUAGAGCAAGAGAAGAGCAAACAAGUGCAGUUAACAAGAUGUUCAGUUUACAGAAUGAAGGGGAUGAUCAACAAGGAAGCCGGUACAGUGUCAUUCCACAAAUUCAGAAGGUGUGUGAAGUUGUUGAUGGGUUCAUCUAUGUUGCAAAUGCUGAAGCUCAGAAAAGACAUGAAUGGCAAGAUGAAUUUUCUCGUAUCAUGGCAAUGACAGACCCGGCCUUUGGAUCUUCAGGAAGACCAAUGCUGGUUUUAUCUUGUAUUUCUCAGGCAAAUGUGAAAAGAAUGCCCUGUUUUUAUGUGGCGCAUGAGCUGGGUCUGAAUCAUCUAAACCACCCAUGGAUGGUAAGGUCCUAUCUUCUCUGGUGCAGGACACAGAGGCUGAAACUCUGACGGGGUUUUUGAAUGGCAUUCAUUGGAUUCUUGAAGAAGUCGAAUCUAAGCAUGCGAGAUGAUCCUUGUUUUAGACCUUGGGAACUGAAACCAUUUGAAACUUGUUGCUGAGGUCAUGGUGUGAAUAUUUGCUCUGUCAGCUCAUUUUGUCCUGCCUUUGUGCAGAUGGGCUUUAUAUUGGACAGCUGAAGCUGUCGUAUUUUUAAUAUAAUUUUUGCUUUUUACCUUAAAUCAAUUAUAAGAAAAAGUUAAUUAUAAGUGCAAGCAUUUAGCCCCAAAAUAAACCUUGUAAAAAUUUUUUUUUGAUAAUUUUUAUACUUUCUGUCUUCUUAAAAAUAUUAAAUUCUGGAAAAAAACAAGUUUGUGCAUUUCUCA
Messenger RNA from Pipistrellus kuhlii (Kuhl's pipistrelle), 1531 nucleotides. RefSeq names its product F-box protein 4 (gene FBXO4). Gene Ontology annotation, cellular component: SCF ubiquitin ligase complex. Bases 38 to 1156 code for a protein of 372 amino acids. The record is from RefSeq and is a predicted model, not a curated record. Gene Ontology annotation, molecular function: protein binding. Gene Ontology annotation, biological process: protein polyubiquitination; SCF-dependent proteasomal ubiquitin-dependent protein catabolic process. The transcript has 7 exons. NCBI's taxonomy places the organism in Eukaryota, Metazoa, Chordata, Mammalia, Chiroptera, Vespertilionidae.